This is a messenger RNA of Cuscuta epithymum, 2470 nucleotides long. The record is from the annotation of a GenBank genome assembly. NCBI's taxonomy places the organism in Eukaryota, Viridiplantae, Streptophyta, Magnoliopsida, Solanales, Convolvulaceae.
ACCUCUGGCCGAUAUAAUUUGAAAUUGGUGUAACCACCGCACCUUUCUUGCUAAGAUAUUACCUCUGGCCGAUUAUAGUCCAGGGUUUCGAAUUCCAAUCUCAUUAAUCUCGUACUGCUGGUUACUCACGACGAAGUUUAAGUUAUUUCUGUAGCCAAGAAUGGAACACUCAAAUGAUGAAAGUAGAAAAGAGAGUGUUACAGAUUUGAAAGAUCAUUGCAGCAUCGUCUUUCCUAUACCAUCACAAGACACUGGAUUGACAAAGAACCAACAACGUUUAGGAACAAGUUUUGCAUCUCCAACACCAGAGAAAACGGCUGAGACACUGUCCCGUACUGUUAAGCUCAAAAAGAAUAUUUCUGAACUUCCCGAGAAUUUCAGGUCCUUGUCUGAGUUUUUUGAUCGCAUGGUGUGUUCGAUGAGAUUGCUUAGUCUACGUAAAAUGUCACCUACUUUUAAACACAUUUCCAGUCAAGUGGAAGUCCUAACAGGAAGAAAGUUUCUCUAUGCCAAUAUCUUUUGGGACUAAGGCUUGAAUCUUGUUGUUGUACCAGAAAGUUUCUCUAUGGGCACCUUGCAAAAAUAAUGUACAUAGUUCCUGAAGUGGUUCAUAUUGAUAAAUCACUUGUGCAUGACGAGAAGACAUGUUGCAUGAAGCCUGAUAUUAAAGUUACAUUGCAUCUUGAUGCUUUGGAAGACCACCAUGAACAGUCAAUAUUUAUCCAUGUCACCAAUGUUUUCCAAGCCAAGCUCAUUGACUUAUUUGCUAAACACUCGGAGGGCACUGACAUUCCGGAAGCUGUACUGCCAGACCCAUUUAAUGGACGCACUCUCACUGUGCAACCAGAUUCAAUGCUAGUCACUACUAUGUCAUCGCCCCCGUUGGAAGAAAUUGAACAAUUGGAGUCAUCAUCCCAUCUCGCACCAUCUUUUAGUUCACACUUCUCUCUCAAGACUGUUGUUCCGGAAGAAAAGAAAUCCGAACUUUUAACCACUUCUAUUUCUUCAUUUAUUGAUGAUAAUGCUGAGACGACUCUUAAAACUGAAAGUGAAAGUUUAGGUACUCUCAAAAGCUCCACAGUUAAGGACUCUGUCCAACAGCUUUCUGCUGGUAGCUCCAAAGUGUGUGAAGGCAGCACUCCGGUAAAGCUUUGCUUAGAAAGUGCAAGUGAUAAGUUAUGUGUUGAAACACCCGCACAGUCCGCUCCACAGAGAUCAGCAUCUGCUAUUACUGCGAAAAGAUCACUUAUGGAUGAUUUGGAAUGGUCUGAAACUGCUAAAUCUUUCUUCCCUGAAAAAGGCGAAAUCAAGGGUCGUACAUUUCCCCGUGGCAAUGUCAUAGCAAGUGAAGAAGCAUAUCCAUCCCGGGAGCCCGAGGAAAGUAAUUUGCUUUCUGGCAAAGAUGUGGAAUGCUUACCUCUGCCACAGCAAAGAUACGUUGAUUUGCCCAAACUUGUGCGCUUAAUUCACAACAUUUUUGAGUUGGUUGGCCGUUGUUCAAUGACUAAAGAAGAACUCUUUCACAAGAUCAUAAUGGUUGACUGUGACAUAGAUGAAACCAGUGACAUUGAAAGACAGAUAGCUCUUCUUGAGAAACUUGUUCCAGAUUGGAUUUGCAAGAAGGGUGAGCCUAGUGGAGGCUUUUUGUACAGUAUCAAGAGUGUCUCAGACUUGGAUUCUGUUUGUGGAAGGCUGAGCAGCUCAUAACAACACUUCGUCUCAAGGUUGUCAGUUUGUCACUAACAAAACAAUGCACGCAUGCCGCAUGUGCUAAAAAUUAAAUGCAUUGUUCUACUAUAUAUAUGUGUGUGCAAUUUUAUCAUAUAUGCAUACAUACUACAUAUACAAAUUUCUGGUUAGGACAAAUGACUGUUAGAUUGCGUCAGAGAUUCAAACUUUUUCUCUUUAGUAUGAAGUACAUAUUUCCACAAUUAAAUACGGAGUAUCAUUUUAACAAAGAUAGUCAUGAUCGUUUGUGAAGUUGAAUCGUUGCGAUAAUGUCAACGGUUGACAUGAUAAAGGGACUUCUCUAUGCUCAGAAAAAUCGGAAUCCUUGAAAUUAGAAGUCUACAGGCCAGUUCUUGUUUGGGGCCAGCUGCUUCUUGUUCACGGACUGCAACCUGUAAUAUUGGUCUGAACUUUGAUCGGUCCCAGUCCGGUUCCGGUCCCGGACUUGGUCACGAAAGCUUGAAUAGUUUUCCCGGACUUGAAAACUAGAAUCUGGAAUGACGUGUCACACUAUCACUUAUUGUUUUGGAGGAAAUGGAAUUAGACAUCUUGUUUAUGGUACUGCCGUGCUGGUGGCCAGAUUGGGUCAAACGGUUCGAAUUGUCCUGUGAGACCCGGCCAGUUCUAAUAGGGACUGAUUGACUGAAUAUGUGUAAUUGUGCAUGUUGUUGUAGUGUGAGAGAGGUUUUGUGAAAAUCCUUCCAAUAAUUACAACAUUUAUUAAAUAAAACUUUAAAUCUUU